Messenger RNA from Orbicella faveolata, 2699 nucleotides. RefSeq lists its product as uncharacterized. Gene Ontology annotation, cellular component: plasma membrane. The record is from RefSeq and is a predicted model, not a curated record. Lineage: Eukaryota; Metazoa; Cnidaria; Anthozoa; Scleractinia; Merulinidae. Gene Ontology annotation, molecular function: protein binding.
AGUGAUGGGGUACUGAGAUGCCUCACUUGGAAUAACAACAUAAAACUUUAAAAAAAACCGCCGUACUUUUCUGAUGCCGGAUGGUAGAUUGACAGUAGAAGUUUCUUAUUUUUCACAUCUCCCGGUGAUGCUUGCAGAUUUUAUUUAAGUACAUAGGACAUAUUAAAAAACGGUCACCUUGGCAAUUACAAACACGCAGUAACACAUCCAAUAUGUAGUGUCGAUUCAAUAACUUUCGCUUUCGUUUUAUUCUUCAAAACCAUCAUUAUAUGUUAGAAAUGGAUUUUUUGGGACUCUGAGUGGAAGGCGUGUCGACAGUUUGGGCAGCAUUUCCGGAGCUAGAAACUGCAAACGCCGUUUCCAUUGUAUUUUCGCAUGACUGACCGUCAACUCGGCGUGAAGGGGUUUCCUGAACAAUAACGUUGACGCAUGCGUACGCAAAUAUUUAUACGGUGCUUAUGGCGUUGUGUCGAUCAAACCGUAUUGACACGAGCAAGAUCAAAUUUCAGUAAUAAGAGAGUUGUAAAGGAAAUGGCCCUGGAUGUGGCUGUAUGGUGCAAACAGCUCGAAGUUGUUGUUCUGCUUCUAGUCUGUCUGUGCAGUCCGGUAUUUUUGUGCCCGUCAGGCUGCGAGUGCGGACGAGAAAAUCAAAUGAUCUUCGCGGAAUGCUACGAUCUAAAUAGCAUGACGAGCAUUCCUGCCGGCAUCCCAACAGAUACCACCACACUGAUAUUAUUCAACACUCGGAUCUCAAAGAUUCCGCAGAAUGCCUUUCAAGGAUUGUCUAAUCUGAAUGCAAUAAGCAUACAGUCCAAUCCCUUAACAAGCAUAGAUGGAAAUGCUUUUCAAGGGCUAACAAAGCUCAAAGAAUUAUCGUUGAAUAGGAACAAUGUAACUAUUCUCUCGAAAGAUUCCUUCAAAGGGCUAACACAAAUAACAAGAAUAGAUCUAUCCAGCAACAACUUGCAGAUACUUCCUGAUGGAUUAUAUGAAAACACAGUCAACCUCGGAAAAUUAUACCUUGAUGACAACAAAUUUACUUCAAUAUCUUCAAAUCUCCUAAGAGGGCUUGGCAGAUUGACUUAUCUGUCAUUAGCUGAAAACCAGAUUUCCAGCAUCGACAGAGAAGCGUUCGCUUCCAUGGCUUCAAGUCUAAAUACUUUAAAGUUGGACAACAAUCGUCUAAGUGAAUUUCCAGUGGAACCACUCGAGAAUUUCACUGCAUUAAAUGAGUUGCUCUUGGAGAACAACCAUUUCACUACCAUCCCGGUGGAGGCCAAGCAAAUUUUCGACAAAAUAGCAGAGCAAAACGGUGUCAUCUGGAUUUCUAAUAAUCCUUUGGUGUGCACCAAGGAACUUGAAUGGCUACAAACUUGGUUGAAGCUUCACGCGAUAAUUAUGGGGGGACUGGACGGAGUCACGUGCCGAACGCCCUUCGGCAACUUGAGUAAAGUGUUUGAUUUUGACUUCAGUCUUUUGGAUUAUUGGCCGAUACCCGGGGACAUCGAUGUAACACCUUCACCUACAGCUUCAUCUGAUUCCUCGACUAUAAUCGCGUCCUCAGCAGCACCAGUUGAGACCCUCGCUACGUCAUCAUCUACAUCAUCAACAACGACCACCUCCACGUCAUCAACGGCACCAACUACGUCAUUAGCUACGCCAUCAACUCCGAUUGUACCAACGUCAUCAAUGACAACGGCUACAAGGGAUACGUCUUCAGUGACAACUAUGACUAAGUCAUCAACUGUGAUCGCCGUUACUUUGUCUUCUACGUCACAUUCCUCACCUUCAUUAUCAGUGACGACAAAUCCUCCGGAAGAAAAGACAGUCACGUCGGCAGCAACUGAUGAAGCAACUGCUAUUUCUACACCUUUGACCUCGACAGCAAAGGAAACUGAGACGACUGGAGAGGAGACCGUGACUCCUGGAUCAAAGAUUGCUGUUUCCACAAAGUCAAUUGAACAAGAGAGUGGAUCAGAAAAGAAGUUUCUCACAAGAAAUCAAGAGGUUAUUCUGUCCGCCUCUGCGGCUGGGGUUUUUCUGAUUGUGGUAGUUGCUGUUGCGUUGUAUUUCUUCAGGAAGAAAGUGUUGUUACGACAGAAAGCUUACGGCAAUGGGAAGCUUCCAGGAGCGAUGUACGAUCGAGUCCAUGCUGUGUAGCCUUUAAUGGGAGAGAUGAUACUUAAUGAAUCGUUCAGUGAUGAGCGCAAGGUUCAUACGCGGCAGAAGGAAUUCCACUGAAUUAAAGAAACCAAUCAUCUCAGCGGCUGAACACCGGCGUGUCCAAGGAAUAACAGGGUCUGCAGCCGAGAAAAAUCUUUUGAAGUCGUCCGUACACCUAUGAAGAACAGAUUAUCGAAUUGAUAAAGAAACGUUCAUUCAGUGAAUUCAAGGAAAAAGAUUAUGUUCCCAGAUCAGAGUUGACAAAGGUUAAAAACGCUAUUUAUUGUAAAAAGACAGAAAACCAGCGUGGUAGUGGAUAGACGAAAAUACCCACAACAGAACAUGUUUUAACCACUUCCAAUUUCAUUUGAGUCAUGUUCAUCAUAGUUACUGCGUGUGGUUCAAUUUCCUUAUUUAUAUGGUUUUUACCCGAGAGAAUGUUUUAGAGAUGCUACGAUAAGGUUUUUAGAAGUAAAGACUGUAUGUUAUACAUACUUAAUUAAAAUCGCAAAUUAAAGCGACCCUUACAGGGCUAA